Didymosphaeria variabile is the source of this 498-nucleotide messenger RNA. It is a transcript of the gene RPB11, whose product is annotated as DNA-directed RNA polymerase II core subunit. Lineage: Eukaryota; Fungi; Ascomycota; Dothideomycetes; Pleosporales; Didymosphaeriaceae. The record is from RefSeq and is a predicted model, not a curated record. Gene Ontology annotation, molecular function: protein dimerization activity. Bases 1 to 498 code for a protein of 165 amino acids. The transcript has 2 exons. Gene Ontology annotation, biological process: transcription by RNA polymerase II. Gene Ontology annotation, cellular component: RNA polymerase II, core complex.
AUGGAAGGCUCUAAGAUCUUGCGCACUGCCAAACUCAUCAACGACAACCCGAACGCCCAGAAGCGCGUCCCGUAUCACUACGUCAGCCACAAGACAGCUGCUGAAGAAAACCUCCCUGGUAGAUUCGAGCUCUUCAUUCUCGACGAGGGCCAGCAAAAGAUCGAAGUGCGUGAGGAAACCAAGGUCCCUAACACCACGGUCUUCACCUUCAACAAAGAAGACCACACGCUCGGCAACCUAAUCUCCCAGCGCCUCCUCAAAUACGACUUCAUCACCUUCUCCGCAUACAAGGUCCCGCACCCGCUCUUCGCAACCUUCGAACUCCGUGUCACUACUGACGGCAGCAUCACGCCCAAAGAUGCGGUUGUGCGCUGCUGCAAGGAUGUCAUCCAGGAUCUAAGCAAGGUCUCGUUGAGCUUCCAGGGCGAGUGGCUCAACCAGAAGAUCAUCGAGGAGGGACAGCGGGAUGCUGAGGUCCGGGAUCAAGGCAACUACUAG